AAAGAUGGCGGCGGCGGUGGCGGCGGCGGCGUUGGGGGCGCGGAGCCGCGGGAGGAGGAGGGAAAAGCAGAAUCUGUGAGUCGCCUGGAGGCAGCGCGGCGGCUGCCGUGAGGAGGCCGGGUGCGGAGCCGCCGGUGGCCCAGCCGCUCAGGGCCAGGGCCUGGGCUGGGAGGGAGAGGCCGGAGCAGCGCCAGGAGCCCGAGGCCGGAGCCGAGGAGGAAUGUGACCAGGGGUCGGCGAGGGCGCGGGAGUACGCGAGAGCAGGGAUGGGGCAGCAGGUGGGCCGCGUCGGGGAAGCUCCGGGGCUCCAGCAGCCUCAGCCCCGCGGGAUCCGGGGCAGCAGUGCAGCCAGGCCCUCCGGCCGCAGGCGGGACCCGGCGGGGCGCACCACAGAGACCGGCUUCAAUAUCUUCACCCAGCAUGAUCACUUUGCCAGCUGUGUGGAGGAUGGAUUUGAGGGAGACAAGACUGGAGGCAGUAGUCCAGAAGCUUUGCAUCGUCCCUAUGGUUGUGAUGUUGAACCCCAGGCACUAAAUGAGGCUAUCAGGUGGAGCUCCAAGGAGAACUUGCUCGGAGCCACCGAGAGUGACCCUAAUCUCUUCGUUGCACUUUAUGAUUUUGUAGCAAGUGGUGAUAACACACUCAGCAUCACUAAAGGUGAAAAGCUACGAGUCCUUGGUUACAACCAGAAUGGCGAGUGGAGUGAAGUUCGCUCUAAGAACGGGCAGGGCUGGGUGCCAAGCAACUACAUCACCCCAGUGAACAGCCUGGAAAAACACUCCUGGUACCAUGGACCUGUGUCACGCAGUGCAGCUGAGUAUCUGCUCAGCAGUCUAAUCAAUGGCAGCUUCCUGGUGCGAGAAAGUGAGAGUAGCCCUGGGCAGCUGUCCAUCUCGCUCAGGUACGAGGGACGUGUGUAUCACUACAGGAUCAAUACCACUGCAGACGGCAAGGUGUAUGUGACUGCUGAGAGCCGCUUCAGCACCUUGGCAGAGCUUGUACACCAUCACUCCACAGUGGCUGAUGGGCUGGUGACAACAUUACACUACCCAGCACCCAAGUGUAAUAAGCCUACAGUCUAUGGUGUGUCCCCCAUCCACGACAAAUGGGAAAUGGAGCGAACAGAUAUUACCAUGAAGCACAAACUUGGGGGCGGUCAGUAUGGAGAGGUUUACGUUGGCGUCUGGAAGAAAUACAGCCUUACAGUUGCUGUGAAAACAUUGAAGGAAGAUACCAUGGAGGUAGAAGAAUUCCUGAAAGAAGCUGCAGUAAUGAAGGAAAUCAAGCAUCCUAAUCUGGUACAACUUUUAGGUGUGUGUACUUUGGAGCCACCAUUUUACAUUGUGACUGAAUACAUGCCAUACGGGAAUUUGCUGGAUUACCUCCGAGAAUGCAACCGAGAAGAGGUGACUGCAGUUGUGCUGCUCUACAUGGCCACUCAGAUUUCUUCUGCAAUGGAGUACUUAGAGAAGAAGAAUUUCAUCCAUAGAGAUCUUGCAGCUCGUAACUGCCUAGUGGGAGAAAACCAUGUGGUAAAAGUGGCUGACUUUGGCUUAAGUAGAUUGAUGACUGGAGACACUUAUACUGCUCAUGCUGGAGCCAAAUUUCCUAUUAAGUGGACAGCACCGGAGAGUCUUGCCUACAAUACCUUCUCAAUUAAAUCUGACGUCUGGGCUUUUGGGGUAUUGUUGUGGGAAAUUGCUACCUAUGGAAUGUCACCAUAUCCAGGUAUUGACCUGUCUCAGGUCUAUGACCUACUAGAAAAAGGAUAUCGAAUGGAACAGCCUGAGGGAUGCCCCCCUAAGGUUUAUGAACUUAUGAGAGCAUGCUGGAAGUGGAGCCCUGCCGAUAGGCCCUCUUUUGCUGAAACACACCAAGCUUUUGAAACCAUGUUCCAUGACUCCAGCAUUUCUGAAGAGGUAGCUGAGGAGCUUGGGAGAGCCGCCUCCUCGUCAUCUGUUGUUCCGUACCUGCCCCGGCUACCUAUACUUCCUUCCAAGACUCGGACACUGAAGAAACAGGUGGAGAACAAGGAGAACAUUGAAGGGGCACAAGAUGCCACAGAAAAUUCUGCUUCCAGUUUAGCACCAGGGUUCAUCAGAGGUGCACAGGCCUCUAGUGGAUCCCCAGCACUGCCUCGAAAGCAAAGAGACAAGUCACCCAGCAGCCUCUUGGAAGAUGCCAAAGAGACAUGCUUCACCAGGGAUAGGAAGGGGGGCUUCUUCAGCUCCUUCAUGAAGAAGAGAAAUGCUCCUACACCCCCCAAACGCAGCAGCUCCUUCCGAGAAAUGGAGAAUCAGCCCCAUAAGAAAUACGAACUCACGGGUAACUUCUCAUCUGUUGCUUCUCUACAGCAUGCUGAUGGGUUCUCUUUCACUCCUGCCCAGCAAGAGGCGAAUCUGGUGCCACCCAAGUGCUAUGGGGGGAGCUUUGCACAGAGGAACCUCUGUAAUGACGACAGUGGUGGGGGUGGGGGCAGUGGCACUGCUGGGGGUGGGUGGUCUGGCAUCACAGGCUUCUUUACACCACGCUUAAUCAAAAAGACACUGGGCUUACGAGCAGGUAAACCCACAGCCAGUGAUGACACUUCCAAGCCUUUUCCAAGGUCAAACUCUACAUCUUCCAUGUCCUCAGGGCUUCCAGAGCAGGAUAGGAUGGCAAUGACCCUUCCCAGGAACUGCCAGAGGUCCAAACUCCAGCUGGAAAGGACAGUGUCCACCUCUUCUCAGCCAGAAGAGAAUGUGGACAGGGCCAAUGACAUGCUUCCAAAAAAAUCAGAGGAAAGUGCUGCUCCAAGCAGGGAGAGACCAAAAGCCAAGUUAUUGCCCAGAGGAGCCACAGCUCUUCCUCUCAGAACACCCUCUGGGGAUCUAGCCAUUACAGAGAAGGACCCUCCAGGGGUGGGAGUGGCUGGAGUGGCAGCUGCCCCCAAGGGCAAAGAGAAGAAUGGUGGGGCACGACUUGGGAUGGCUGGAGUUCCAGAGGAUGGAGAGCAGCCUGGCUGGCCUUCUCCAGCCAAGGCUGCCCCCGUCCUCCCAACCACUCACAACCACAAAGUGCCAGUCCUUAUCUCACCCACUCUGAAACACACUCCAGCUGACGUGCAGCUCAUUGGCACAGACUCUCAGGGGAAUAAAUUCAAGCUCUUAUCUGAGCAUCAGGUCACAUCCUCUGGAGACAAGGACCGACCCCGACGGGUAAAACCAAAGUGUGCCCCACCCCCACCACCAGUGAUGAGACUACUGCAGCAUCCGUCCAUCUGCUCAGACCCUACAGAAGAGCCGACUGCCCUAACUGCAGGACAGUCCACGUCAGAAACACAGGAAGGAGGAAAGAAGGCAGCUCUGGGCGCAGUGCCCAUCAGUGGGAAAGCUGGGAGGCCAGUGAUGCCUCCACCUCAAGUGCCUCUGCCCACAGCUUCCAUCUCGCCAGCCAAAAUGGCCAAUGGCACAGCAGGUACUAAAGUGGCUCUGAGAAAAACCAAACAGGCCGCUGAGAAAAUCUCAGCAGACAAAAUCAGCAAAGAGGCCCUGCUGGAAUGUGCUGACCUACUGUCCAGUGCAAUCACGGAACCUGUGCCCAACAGCCAGCUGGUAGACACUGGACACCAGCUGCUUGACUACUGCUCAGGCUAUGUGGACUGCAUCCCUCAAACUCGCAACAAAUUUGCCUUCCGAGAGGCUGUGAGCAAACUGGAACUCAGCCUGCAGGAGCUACAGGUUUCUUCAGCAGCUGCUGGUGUGCCCGGGACAAACCCUGUCCUUAAUAACUUAUUGUCAUGUGUACAGGAAAUCAGUGAUGUGGUGCAGAGGUAGCCACUGUUAGCCUGGUGGGAAAAUGCACACAUUUCUGAGGGGAGAGGGAAAAGGACUUGUUUUCCUGUGUUCUUGUUUUCAGAAAAUGAAAGACUCAUACUUGAGUGUGUUUAUGUGAAGUACCUCAGAUCCCUGAGUUCUGACGUUUACAGUUUCAUCUCAAAAAUAAGGAAACCACAUAAGUAUAGGAGAGGUAAAUUAAGUGGGGGCAAGGCAGUAGUGGACAGGGUUGGAAACUGCACUGGAAAAUAGGGAACAUGUGUAUGUCAUAAGGAAGGCAAUGCAGCCCAUCCCUACCUGGAAUGCUGGGAAGUGCUAGGCAGGGCUGCUCUCAGCAAGACUGCAGCAGCUGCACCCAGACCUGGGGCUCUGGUAGGUACUAAUGGUGAUUAUGCUCUGAUUUACCUAAUGAAUUUGGUGGGACAGCAGAAAAGAAAGCUGGGAAUGUACCAAGAGAAAUUUUUGUUCAGGGCUGUUGGAAGUAGCUGUUAGCCUUGCUUCCACGAGGCCAUUGCUGCUGUAAUAAGAACUGCAAAUCAGUGCUACAACAUAAAACUGGGAAAUAUGGCCCUAUCUGAAUGCCUCUGUCCUAUUUUCCACUGGUGUAUCAGUUAGUGCAGGAAGUAAAGAAUGCUGGAAAGUUGAAUCAGAGAUUGAAAACCUUCUAAAAUCUUACACAGAUUAGCAGAAGUCACUUCUCCCAGUCUGGUAUAUUAUUUCAUAAUGGACCAGGUUCGGCUUCCUGCCUGUUGGUGGCUAUCUGUAAACCAUAAAUACAGGGGUCUCCCUAGUGGUUCUUCUCUGUCUUUUGCUAGGCAGGCUGUCUUCCUUUAUUCCUGGUAGCAUUCAGAGCAUUAACCAGUGUUGAUUUUGAAAAUAGUAGUCCCUACAGGUUCUCACAAAGGAAUGCAUCCUGUUCUGAUACAGUUCCCCUGCAUACUGACAUACUGGCCAAGGACUUGAGCAGCUGUGUAUUUUUCUUUAUCAACUAAAAUACCAGGGAGAUGGUCUUUUCUUGAAACCCAGUGGCCUGUGUGUGACUGAGAGGAAAAGCUGGCUUGGUCCUAAUGGCUGUUUCUCUGUACCUUUCCCCUCCGUUACCACCUUAAGCCCAAUCCAGGUAGAGAAUAGGGAGAGGCAUUCUCCUCUCUAUGGAUUUGAAGUGAAUCACCCCCACAUUAUUCUCACAUGCUUUUCUUCUCUCACAUAUUCCUCCCUACUCCCCCACCCAAUCAUUGUGCUUAUUUAUACAGAUCUUAUUGGGAAUAUUCUUUAUUUAUUUUGUCAUUUCACUUCUAUUUUAAGAAUGCAUAAUUGAAGGAGUAGUCAUUUUCAGGGAGCACCAGGUAGACCCUGGGAACCUAAUGACUUAAUCCUUAAAUAUGUUUUGCCCUUGAAAAAUAGGCCUUUUCCUUCCUUCCUUAGUUAUAAUUGUGGAAGCUAAUUAGGAUGGCAUGGAAGUGAAUCUAAUGAGUUAGGUAUUAUUAAUGUUCUUGGUAUCGGGUCUAAUUCCAGUUACUGCUUCAUUCUCUUUUUAAAGCUUUAUGAAUACUUCCCCCAUCCUCCCCAAGGAGAGCUCAAUACACACAUAUUUUUAUUUUAUUCUCUCAAAGGAAUAUUAGCUUAGGAAGAUAGGAAUUCAACAUUGAGCACUGAGUUUUCUUCUGGCUCUGUCAUUGAUACACUGUCAAACCACAGCCUCAUCUCUUAAUCUAUUCAAUUAAGGUAACAGUACAUGUUCUCAAGGGUGUUGCAAGUAAGUGUGCAGCUAUCCCUUGGAGAGCCUCUCUGGAAAGCUCUUUUAGUGCAGGGUUGUUAUGCUGAAUGGUUUUCCAUUAUCUUAUUUGCUGAGUAGAAAAUAUUAAUGAAAUUAAGAAUUGUUGAGAUUAUAUGAAUUGGGCUAGAAUACUAAGGGGAAAACUAUGUUUUGAAUAGAGUUUGGCAUUUUUGACCAAGAACAAAAUUGGGUUUUCAUUGGAAAGAAAGGAAACCUUGAUUCUUACCAUUGCUGCUCCAAAGGAGGCCCAGGUUAAGAGGAUUAGAGGAGACACGCGGUGCUGGGCAUUCCUGGCAGGUGUUGGGUGAUCCCUGCAGUAUGUCACCUGCAGUUGCAGCACAGGCAGCUAGUGAUUGGGUUCAUCUCCUCCUAGUGGUUGGAAGAGAACUCAGAUGUAAAAACCAGCAGUCCUUCUCCCACUUUCUUUCCUGCCAUUCUUGCUCAUCAUACAUGUCCGUAAACUUGAAGAACUCGUUUUAGCAGCUAGCCUUUUAAGGUCGAGGAUGGGAAAGCUAAAACUGUAGAAUAUUAUUAUGCUGCUUUUUAGGUUUAUCCCUGUUGUUGUGGGAUGCAAGUUAAGGGAUUGUAAUUGUUUUUCAGGGUUUUUUUGUUUUUUGUUUUUUAAGCAAGGGCUCUAUUUUCCCUUGAGAGUUCUGGAACUAAGCCUUGGAGAAACACUACUGAGUGUAUUUAGGCUCCCUGGUUUUCUUGCCCAACAACAAUCUGAAGGGUAGGGGGUGGGGGCUGUGUCUUACUCAGGGGCAGCACCUAGCUGUCUUGCCUACAGUGGGUGCACAAUAUAUAAAUGGAAUUGAUUUUUGUCAACACUGUCAAGAGUGGCAUUGACUAUUGGAGCACACCCCGUCCACAUGAUGCUUGAACUAUGUAACUUCAGGGGUUGAGGGCUCAAGGUUCAGGUUAAAGAGGCACUGUCAACUUACUAUACAAGCAUAAUUUAGGUUUUUCCUUUUUCUACUUGAAAAGGACCAGCUUAAACACAAACCCUUAUGUAAAUUAAAAGGUUUGAAUCCAAAGCAGAGAAAACUGCUUCUAGAAAAGUGUAGUUUAAUUUUAACUAUUCUAAAAGCAAUGAGCAAAGGCCCUUGUCCAAGGCGUUGACAGUUUUCUAAAGUGGUUAUGCUGUAUUUCUGGAUGCAUGCCUUUGGGCUGCCACUGCUUGAUUCCUUUCAUGUACAGAUAAUAUUACUUCAGUUUAGAUUUCCCACUUUAAAAUGCAGUGAUUUGUGUUGAAUACAUCUUGAUUGUGCUUUACCUAAAGUAUUUUCUUAAAAGGCUUUGUGUAAAAUUUAAAUGUAUAUAUUUUCCUGUAGACUUCCAUCAUGAUUUUCAGAGAUUAGCCUUAAAAAAUUUGGCCCUAAGAAAUUCAUUCAAUGUUUUUCUAGAUGACCUCUGUACAUAGAGGUCAUUAUAGUGGAGACCCUUUACCAGCAGCAUUUUAAGAUUUAAAUUAGAUAGAAAGUUUCUUAGGAUUCAACUGAAAGUUGGCUAGUAAAAUAUGUCCCAGGUAAUAAAGCAUGCUGACUUUGCUAAGGCACUGCCCAUUUUUAUUUAACUAAAGUCAUGGAGAUUUUGAGUUUAAAGGAUGCAGUAUAGAUAGUGGUUUAGUGUUUAGGCUCUAAUGCCAGUCUAAAAGGCAAGUCAUUUAACCUUGGGAGCCUCAGUUUCCUCACUGUAAAACAGGGAUAAUAAUAGUAACUACCUCAGGGUUGUUGUAAGGAUUAAAUGAGAUGAUAUUUGUAAGAUACUUAGCUCAAGUGCCUGGCACACAAUGAGCACACUCUAUAAAUGUUCUACUACUACUAUUAUUAACACCUAGUCUAGGGAUGCACAGCAGAAUCCCCUAGGGUUAAAAAACAAAACAAAACAAACAAAAAAAACUGACGGAAUAGCCCCACUCCAGAUCAGAAUUCCCAAUGGGCUGGGGUCUCGGCCAGUGUAUUCUCCAGUAAUCUCGCCAGGUGUUUGAAACACCCAGUGCUAUCUGAAAACUAUCAGUACCCCAACCCUUUUCUUUAUAGAUUAAGAAACUAGCAGAAGAUGGUUAAGUUACUUGCCUGUUGUCUCAGAAUGGUUAAUUAGUGGCAGAGCCAAGGCUAGAAUUCAAGUCUCUUGACUUUAUGGUUGUGGGGUCUUUCCACCAUACCUGCUGCCAUGUGAGACACUGCAAAAAAGUGGCUCAGACCGACAAUCAGCCUUUGUGGUGCUGCACACUUUCUAAAGCACAUGCUCCUGACACUUUGACCUUAAGGGGCUUGAAUGUGGAGUAAUGGGAACACAAGCCAAGCAAGCACUCAGUAGAAUUCAGUCAUUUAAAAAAUUCUAUGGGGUCAUUCUUUUGGACAGACCUCAGCAACACAGCAAUGUGCACUUUGUAGUAAAGAAAUACCAACUUGAGUUUUUAAAAAACCUAGUUAGUCCUACAUUCCCUUUUCUUUAAAAAAACUUUAUUGUUCACAUUAUUUUAAUGACUAUGAGAUAAUGUAUAUGAGAGCACUUUGAGAAAAUAUCAACUGUAAUAUAACUAUCAGGUUGUAGUAUUGUCUGUUUAAAAGAUAAGACAGUUGAUUCAAUGUGGAUGGACCCUGUGGGGUAUCUAAAAAUGUAGAUACGUAAGAAUCACCUCUGUCAUUUAUCACAUUUAGAAAUAUGAAACUGCUUAACAAGUAUGAGCAGGUAUAGCAAGUGUUUGCUAAAGUUGUAGUUCAGAGCUGAAUUACUUCAGGAAACUAGGGACCAACUUUUUGGUUUAAUUCUGAUCUUUAAAAAGUAAGAAUGUGUACUCACUCCAGAACACAGAAGCUCUUCCAGGGACCUUGACUCAAGAAGGAUGAGGUCCUCUUACUCUUCUCCAUUUAUCCACUAUAUGCUUGGCCAUUUAUCCUAAAUGUGGUGGGAACAGACUUGUUAUCUGUUGAUGUUGACAGUGUCUUUUUUAACCUAUGUCCUGCAUAGUUUUGUUAGGUUUACAGGGGGAGGUGGAUGGCCGUAAAACCAGUGCACUUUGGGAAUUACUUUUCUAGGAUUUCCUACCAGUUAUAAAUGACAUUGACAUUUGUCAUCUUUUUUUUCUUUUUCUAAAAAGAAUAGCUGAAUUUAAUUCACCUAUUAUAAAAUACUCAAAAGUAAAUUGCAUUGGUGGCCACUUUUGAAUUAUAGCUACAUUUCAUUAUGACCCCUUCUGCUCCCUUCCAUUUUGCUGCUGAUGUCAUUCUUGUUAUCAGGCUGUGCCCCUACCAGGAGUUCAUAUUGGGUUGACGGGGUUAUCUAUAUUUUUGUUUUUGAUUUUUGAGUUUCAUCAUCUUGCAUUAAAUUGUUCCACCUGGAUUUGGGGUUCAUCUCUGUGCCCUAAGGAUCUGCUAUGACCAAUCCUCUUUUUGUAGGUGGGUCUCUGGCUUAAGUAUUGAUAGGCUUCAGCGGUUUGUGUCUCUGUCUUAGCUUGUAUCAAGCCAGUAGUAGCUCACUUCCUUUGUAAAUUCCUGCUUCAGUCUGGGAUCCGUAGGAGUAUGUGAGAACUUCUGAAACGUCUCCAACUCUUAACAGUCAAGAUAUCUAUAUCAUUUGGAUAGAGUUCUGGUUUUCCAACUACUAGACUUAAAGAAAUUCUGGCCGGGCGCGGUGGCUCACGCCUGUAAUCCCAGCACUUUGGGAGGCCGAGGCGGGUGGAUCACGAGGUCAGGAGAUCGAGACCAUCCUGGCUAACACGGUGAAACCCCCACCUCUACUAAAAAUACAAAAACUUAGCUGGGCGUGGUGGCGGGCGCCUGUAGUCCCAGCUACUGGGGAGGCUGAGGCAGGAGAAUGGCGUGAACCCAGGAGGCGGAGCUUGCAGUGAGCCCAGAUCGUGCCACUGCACUCCAGCCUGGGUGACAGCGAGACUCCGUCUCAAAAAAAAAAAAAAAAGAAAAAAAGAAAUUCUAAUGCAAAGCUUGCUUUUUUUUCUUUUUUCCAGCAAGCCAGUAGUAAUAGUUAUUGUUACUUGCUCUGUUCAGCACAACUGUAGUUCACUUGAACUUCACUGUCAUUCCCUACGCUCCUCUCUUACUGAGAAGCAUGGGUGGGAUUCAGGGCUGUGGGACAAGCUACAGCUUACUCUGGAGCACUCACCCCCAUGACUCAGUCCAGCCUGUCUCUUGGGAAGUUUAUUGCAAUGUCCAGAAGGAAGAAUUUCUGCUUUUCAUGCCACCUCUCUGAGGUAUGUAUUCUAUCUUGAGUAUGUACAAGAUGAUACCUUUUGGCUGGGCACAGUGGCUCGUGCCUAUAAUCCCAGCACUUUGGGAGACCAAGAUGGGCGGAUCACUUGAGGUCAGGAGUUUGAGACCAGCCUGGCCAACAUGGUGAAACCCCGUCUCUACUAAAAAUAUAAAAAUUAGCCGGGCGUAGUACAUGCCUGUAAUCCCAGCUACUCCUGAGGCUGAGGCAGAAUUGCUUGAACCCAGGAGGCGGAGGUUGCAGUGAGCUGAGAUCGCGCCGCUGCACUCCAGCCUAAGUGACAGAGUGAGACACGUUAAGAGAAAAAAAAAAAAAAAAAAAAGGAUACCUUCAUUUCUGACUCAAUAUCCUAGAUCCAAAGGACAGGAAAUUAGGGAAGGCUUCACCCUGUGGGAUCAAGAUAAGAAGAUCCCAUACUUCUUCCCAGGUAAGGAGGCCUGUGGCAGGUCAUGAUUCAAAGCUGACUUGGAAUGGCAGAAACUGCUGAGAGGCCACCCUUGGAGAUUUGUGCCUUCAAAGAUGGGUUUCAUGAGUCUCAGAGAGGAAAAGACUUGUCAGCUGGGUUGAUUUUGCAUGAUUAUUGAACUAGAGCUGGUAGACACGAGCUUCUCAGAUGGCAGUGGCCAGAUCCUCCAUCUGUGAGAAUCCCCCACUUGAAGUGGUUUCCUGAGAGUGUUCACUUGGCAGUUGCUGCGUUUCUCAAGCCCACCUGGCGAGGUCUCGCCGGACCCUUCCCUCCAAGUGCACUUACUUCUUCAUCCCCAUGUACAUCUCUAACUUUGAAAUUACCUCUCCUACAAAAAUCUUACCUUUUAACCUGAGCAGAGUAGCCAAGCCCUGUUCACUCUGAGGGAGCAGCUGGCGUGUUGAAGGGGAAAGGCCAGGCACAGCACUGUCCUCAGACCACACCAUAUUUGGAGCAGAAUUGUGAUACAUGUCAUCUGUGUCUAUUCUGGAAGGUUCUUUGUUCAUCACUGUACUCGCAUCAGCAAAUUUUCAGGGUCCUACCUGUCACUCCAGGCUACUGAGCUGAACCCUCAGAAGCUGAGGUCUCCGAGCAUGCUGAGUAACCUUUUAGGACACGCUGGAGGCAAACUGUCGAAUGCUAGCAGGCUUUAUGAAAGGAAACAUAAGGAGUUUAUGUAGUCAGAACUUGCUUAAAUUUGCUUCGGAAUCUCAGAACGGGAGUUUUAAAUCAUGUAAUUAGGCACCAUAAACUUUAGUUGGAGAAUGGGACUUAAAUUUUCACAUAUAUGUAUACUUAAUUUUCAGCAAUUAUAACACAAUAAAAAGAAUAUGCAAAUUUAUUGUUGUUUCAGAAGGUUUUGCAGGACUGGGAACGCUUUAGUGUCAUCAACAGUAAACCUCAGAUACUGUUCUGCACAGUUCAGAAGUACCAUACCAGGUAUUGUGAGUGGCAAGAAGGCCAGGAGACAGAGAUGCUUCUGGUAGAUGAGGGCCAGAGAAACCAGCUCUCCUCCAUUUUGACAGCAAUUUCUCACUGUGGCCAUUUGGACUCCGUUAUGUUUUGAGAGGAAUUUCUUGAGAUCUUGAGAAAUCACCAUGAUUAGGCCAAUUGUCAAUUAGUAUUCAGAAACUAGAAAGGAACAAUGAGAUACUUGUUUAUGGUUCUUUAGGGCAUAUGUUUGAAAACCCUCUCAUCUCAGAUCUGUAUGGCUGGUGUGCGUUUGUGUCCAUAAAUGCACGUGCAUUGCUGUCGUGCCCAUUAAGAAAGGGGGAGUAAGUAAAAGAGGAAUCGCUCAGAUCUUUCCUUGGAUGAACAGCAGUGGCAUCGUUGGUGUGUUGACUGUGAACAGGCUGACUUAGCUGUUGACGUAUACUCAGAACCCCCAUCUCCUCCCAGACCCUGCACUUUUCCUUCUCUGCAGUCUGAUUCUCUAAUGACUGUCACUGGACAAACCCCAGUUUUAUGCUCGCUUAGUAAAAAUAAGUUUAAACAUUUCAUGGUGGUUGACAGAACUUUGUCCCCAAACAUGCGGAUUCAAUUCUUUAAAACUCAUUGAACGUUUAUACCAAAGGUCCCGCCCCGCAGGUGUGUAUGUGGUGCACAGAGGGUGAGGUUUGGAGCAUCGGGCGCUGUGUGCAUUGCUAAGGGGACAUAGUGAGACAAUGUGGGAUUUAACUAAAAACACAUCAAUCGUGUGUCACAUUACCAGUGUUGUCAGGUAUUUGUUCUUAAUUGUUAUUGUAAUAUAUUUUCAGUUGUUUUUCUAAUUUAAUUCUCUCCGUCUGUUGUCUGACUGUGAACUGCUAACAGUGUUAAACUUGAUGUAAAUAAAUGAGGCCCGUGAAAGGGACUGCUUUCUCUGUCUUCUCACAA
Messenger RNA from Gorilla gorilla gorilla (western lowland gorilla), 12163 nucleotides. RefSeq names its product ABL proto-oncogene 2, non-receptor tyrosine kinase (gene ABL2). Gene Ontology annotation, biological process: protein phosphorylation. The transcript has 12 exons. NCBI's taxonomy places the organism in Eukaryota, Metazoa, Chordata, Mammalia, Primates, Hominidae. The record is from RefSeq and is a predicted model, not a curated record. Bases 267 to 3815 code for a protein of 1182 amino acids. Gene Ontology annotation, molecular function: non-membrane spanning protein tyrosine kinase activity; protein binding; ATP binding.